Molecule: messenger RNA, 1581 nt
Organism: Cannabis sativa
Lineage: Eukaryota; Viridiplantae; Streptophyta; Magnoliopsida; Rosales; Cannabaceae
Exons: 2
Coding region: 392-1282 (296 amino acids)
Source: RefSeq, a predicted model, not a curated record
AUGACACUCCUGCAAUUAUUAUGUAUAUAUUGUUAGAAUUAUUUAUUUGUGGACUAAUAUAAUACCAUAAUCACAAUCACAAUCAUUAACUAUGUGUCCAAUAUUUAUUCACUACCAUAAUGGGAUGGUUAAUAAUUAAUAAAUGUAUUAGAGGCACAUGGGAGCACCCUAAAACUAUAAUUGGCCCAUUAAAUUAUAGUCCACCACUAAUUAUACUCAUUAGCCCAAUAAGCCUAAUAUAACCCCUUAGGGUUAAGUGUUGCAUAUAAAAAGGGUAAUAUGUGUUUAGUAUGAGUUGAGUGUGGGUGUGUGGUGAAAAGAAAAGGGUUUGCUCUCAUAGGUUCUCUUCUACCAUCUUGAGACACAUUGAAGAACUUGGUGACAUAGCAAUAUGGAAAAUGCAAACAUGGGAGCUUUAAGCGUUCCAAGAAACUCUGCCAUGUUGACGCUAAAUGGAACCAACCACAAGCAGUGGGUUGAAUCCCUCAUGCUAAAUUUGACUCUUAUGAGAGUGGACUUGGCCUUGAGAAUGGAUGCACCGCCCAAACCCGCUGAUGAUGCCACUGAAAAGGACAAGAAGUCCUAUGAGGAUUGGGAGCAUUCCAAUCGUUGUUGUUUGAUGCUUAUGAGGUAUCACAUGGAUGAGUCCAUUCGUGAUAGUAUUCCUCAAACUGAAAAUGCAAAAGAUUUUCUUGCUGCCAUUAAGGAAAAGUAUAAGAAGUUCUCAAAGAAUGAGAAAAAUGAGUGCUUAACUUUGUUCCAUCGCACUAAUUACACUGAUACGGGUGACAUUAGAGCUCACAUUGACAAGCUCAUGGGUUGUUACCAAAAGCUCAAGGGCAUGGGAUUGGAUCUUGGUGAGGAUUACAUGGUGUGGUUUGUAAUGGAAACCAUUCCUUCUCAAUUUGAUUCGAUCAGAUCAAGCUACAAUGCUCAAAAGGAGCAGUGGACCAUUGAGGAGAUGACUGCUAUUCUUGCCAAAGAAGAAGAGGACAUGAAAAAGGGGAGAGCAAGAAGUAUCUCCAUGGUGACCAAUCCAAACAAUUCUCACAAGAGAAAGUUCACUCCCAACAACUCUAGUGACCAAAGGUUUCAUAAGAAGAAAGCCACCAAUCCUAAGGGAAAUGGACAAGCAAGCUCUUCUUCAACUGGUCAUAAGAAUGAGUUUUUCAAAGGGAAGUGCAACUUUUGUCAAUGCUUCGGGCAUAAGAAAGCUGAUUGCCGAAAGCUCAAAGCUCACUUAGAGAAGAAAGGCAGUGACAAGUCAAAGAAGGCCGAGUAGGUUGGAGGAGUAUGUGUACAUGGGAGACGAUACUAAAGUCAGAGUUGAAUUUUUUGGGAUUGUUAAUCUGCAGCUGAAUACUGGGCAUUUUUUGGAGUUGCAUGAUGUUGCUUAUUUACCCUCUAUUAGGAGGAAUUUGAUCUCUGUAUCUAUUUUGGAUAGACUAGGUUAUAGUCUUCAUUUUGAACCUGGAAAACUGACUUUGUAUCGUGACUCUAUGUUGACUGGAAAUGGAACUUUGUGUGGAAACUUAUAUAAGCUUGAUUUGCUUGAUGUUGUUCCUGUUACUUCUCCCUCUU